Pedinophyceae sp. YPF-701 is the source of this 1161-nucleotide messenger RNA. The record is from the annotation of a GenBank genome assembly. NCBI's taxonomy places the organism in Eukaryota, Viridiplantae, Chlorophyta, Pedinophyceae.
AUGGGCGCUGUCGCGGCGCGUCCAGCCGCAGUGCGCGCUGCUCAGCGCGGCACAGCAGCCCCUCUGCGGGCGCGUGCGUUCGCUUCGGGCGCCGCCAGCGCUCCGCUGGACAUUCCUCCACGUGGGAUCGACCACCCCAUCACGUACCACCCCGACUUUCGAGUCAACCCGGUCCCAGAGGGGCACAGGUUCCCGAUGCCCAAGGACGAGAUGCUCUACCAGCGCCUGGUCGCUGAGGGCCUUGCGGGCCGCACUUUCACGCCGAGGCACGCAGACAGGGACACACUCGCCCUGGCGCACAGCCGCGAGUACGUGGACAAGGUGUUCGACGGCAAGCUCUCCGCCAAGGAGCAGCGCGCCCUCGGCCUCCCGUGGUGCCCGGACAUGGUCCGCCGCGCUACGAUCGGGGUCGGCAGCGCGGUGCUGGCCGCGCGCCUGGCGAUGCAGUUCGGCGUGGCGGCGAUGUGCAACGGGGGCACGCACCACGCGCACCGCGACCGCGGGGGCGGCUGGUGCGUGUUCAACGACCUCGCCGUCGCGGCCUGCGCCCUCCGGCGCGAUGCGGACGUCGACAGCAUUCUCUUCGUGGAUUGCGACGUGCACCGCGGGGACGGCACCGCGAGCAUUUUCGCAGACGCGCCGGACGUGUUUACUUUCUCCCUGCACUGCGCGGGCCAGAGCUUCCCCCCUCCGCCCGGAACGAAGCACGGCGCGCGAGGGGAGUGCUUAUACCCCCCCGGGGACCUCGACGUGGAGGUCCCGCGAGGCGUCGCUGACGACGAGUACGUCGCGACGCUGGAACGCUACCUCACACCGCUGCUCGAGGGGCAGUGGGGGCCGCGCAAGAGCACCGGCGGGGGCAGACCGCAGGUGGUGAUGUACAAUGCAGGGGUUGACGUGCACGAGGACGACUCGCUCGGCGCGGCCGCUCUGACGAUGGAUGGCAUCCGGGCGCGCGACGAGCUGGUGCUGGAGUCGUGCGCGAGGGCGGGCGUUCCCGUCGUCGCGGCGAUCGGGGGGGGUUACGCAGAGGACCAUGCGACCAUCGUGGACCGACACAUGCACCUGCACCGGGCGGCGCGGCGCGUGUACAACGAGUACUGGUUUGGCCGGACGCCUGGAGUAGCGGCGCGGGCACAGCAAGACUCCGCGGCGAAGUGA